UGGUUACCGUGUCAACAUCAGAAACAGACGAAGGUUACUUUUUAUGGACAACACGCUGUUUCUUAUAACUUAUGAACUUUAUACGACCCUUAAAUACUAAUUAAACAUGGUUAAAUAAUUUUAUUUUAAUUUUACGAUGUCUCUUAAUCAGAAUUUUGUCGACGACAAGUUCGUUGAGGAAAUUUCGACCAAAUAUGAAAAGGAAACUCAGACUUUGACAGAAUCAUAUGAACUGAUUACAAAGCCAUUUAAAGCUCUGAAAUUCAUCGAUUUCCUCAAUGACCCAGAGUUUAUUUCCGCAAUUCGAGGUGACGUCAAAAAAAUUGAACUGGACCGAAAAAACAACGAUUUGUACAGUCUCUGGCAAAGUGGGGACCUACAAAAUUACCCUAAAUUGAUAAGCAUCAGAAAAUUCAUUGAAGUAUUGAAAAAUGAAGUGGCUCCAUUGCUAGAAAAGAUAGUAAAAGUAAAAUUCAACAAAACCCUCAGCAUAACUGCUUCUAUUUACAAGCAUGGAGAUAUGCUACUGUGUCAUGACGACAAGUGUGAUGACCGAUGUGUGGCUUUUGUUUAUUAUCUGACUGGAGGAACAAACGAAAUGGGUGGUGCUUUUGAAAUGUUUGACCAUAGCAAUAAAAACGGCCAGCCAACAUGUGUAGUUAAGUCAAUACCUCCUGAAAAAAAUAGUUUUUUGAUUUUUGAAGUCGGCAAUUAUACAUACCACCAGGUUUCAGAAGUGAGAUCGCAGAACUUUGAAAGGCUUAGCAUCAACGGCUGGUUUCACAGCGAUAGGAAAUUAAAUUUUCUCAAAUACAAGGAACCUUUCCCUAAUAUCAUUCAUCAAAAAAAGGGAUUGGAUUUUUCAUUUUUAGACGAAUACAUCAACGUGACUUACUUAACUCCAAGCGUGAUUGUCGACGCCCAGAAGGAAUUUGAAAUCAACAGUUUCAUACUCCUGAAAAAUUACUUUGUAAACAGUUUUUUCAAAAAAUGUUUAAACAAUUUAAAAAAUUUACCGAUCACGUGGAAAGAAAAAGGCCCACCAAAUAGAAGGAAAUAUGAUGUGCUUGAUAUGAAAAAAAUAACAGGCAAUUUAGACAUCUUGAUAAAUUUGUUGAGAAGUCCUUCUUUCUUCGCCUACCUGAAGAACAUUACAGGUCUUGAUAUUAUUGCUUCAUCAGAUUUGGAUACAAACCCUUCAAAAAUGACUUUAGAGGUUCAAAGAUGGACUUCAGGUUGUUACACGAUGGCAACGGAUAAUGAUUCUUUUUUUGAAAAAUCCGGCCUAGACAUGUAUCUUUUUUUCAAUUCCCAGGAACUACAUGAUACGGAGACUAAUGGAGGCUCGACAAGCUACUUGGCUGCAGACGAUGAUGAUGAUGAUGACAAUGAGCUUUUGAACAUCAACCCAGAAGACAACGCAUUAAUCAUGGUGUAUAGAACAUCCGAUACGAUAAAGUUUACAAAAUGCGUUAGCCAUUUAAUAAAAGAGUAUUAUUAUUGCAUAUCAGCAACGUAUUUCGAACCAAAUGUUAUCUAAAAUUGUUGAUUUAUCGAAAUAAAUAAUUUUAUUUAUA
Molecule: messenger RNA, 1577 nt
Organism: Cimex lectularius (bed bug)
Lineage: Eukaryota; Metazoa; Arthropoda; Insecta; Hemiptera; Cimicidae
Gene: sud1
Product: prolyl 3-hydroxylase OGFOD1
Exons: 9
Coding region: 137-1540 (467 amino acids)
Biological process (GO): peptidyl-proline hydroxylation; regulation of translational termination
Cellular component (GO): cytoplasm
Molecular function (GO): peptidyl-proline dioxygenase activity; L-ascorbic acid binding; iron ion binding
Source: RefSeq, a predicted model, not a curated record